Molecule: messenger RNA, 1410 nt
Organism: Suncus etruscus (white-toothed pygmy shrew)
Lineage: Eukaryota; Metazoa; Chordata; Mammalia; Eulipotyphla; Soricidae
Product: keratin, type I cytoskeletal 26-like
Exons: 8
Coding region: 1-1410 (469 amino acids)
Molecular function (GO): structural molecule activity
Source: RefSeq, a predicted model, not a curated record
AUGUCUUUCCGGUUUUCUGGAGGAUCCAGGAGGGUCUGCUUGAGAGCAAACCCCCGCCGGCUGUCGAAUGGAGGAGCUGCCUUUGGUGCUGGAAAUGCCUGUACUGCAACGGGAGCUGGGAGCAGCUUUGCUUGUGCCCUUGGUAGUGUUUCUUCUGGGGGAGCUUUCGGGAAUAGCGGUGGAGGGCUGGGGAGUGGUCUCUAUAAAGGUUUUCUUGGAAAUGAAUAUGGUGUCUUCACUGGGAAUGAGAAGGUGACCAUGCAGAACCUCAAUGACCGCCUGGCCUCCUACCUGGACCAUGUGCAAGCUCUCGAAGAAGCCAAUAGAGAACUUGAGCAGAAAAUCAAGGGUUGGUAUGAGAAAUAUGGACCUGAUUCUGUCCGAGGACUUGAUCGUGACUAUAGUCGUUAUUUCUCCAUCAUUGAAGAUCUUAAAAAGCAGAUUGUUUCUGUGACCAACUGCAAUGCCAGCAUUGUUCUACAAAAUGACAAUGCCAGACUGACGACUGAGGACUACAAGCUGAAGUAUGAAAACGAGCUCGCCCUGCACCAGAGCGUGGAGGCUGACAUCAACAGCCUUCAGAGACUGUUGGAGGAACUCACCCACUGUACAGCCGACCUAGAGAUACAGUGUGAAACGCUUGGUGAGGAGUUGAUGUCACUCAAGACUAAUCAUGAGGAGGAAAUAAAGGUUCUGCAAAGUGCAGCAGGAGGAACGGUGAACGUGGAGAUGAAUGCAGCCCCCGGAGUGAACCUAACCAUUCUGUUGAACAACAUGCGUGCGGAGUAUGAGCUGUUGGCUGAGCAGAAUCGCAGGGAUGCUGAAGCAUGGUUUGACGAGAAGAGUGCUUCCCUGCAACAGCAGAUCUCCGUCGACGAGGGAGCAGCCACCGCAGCCAGACAUGAGCUCAUGGAACUGAAACGCAAUCUACAAACCUUGGAAAUCGAAUUCCAGUCUGUGAUGGCCAUGAAACAUUCCUUUGAAAGCUCAUUGGCAGAGACAGAAGGGAAUUACUAUCUUCAGCUCCAAAAAAUCCAGGAUCAGAUCCAAGCCAUGCAGGAGCAAUUGCAACAGAUCCGAACUGAAACCGAAGGCCAGAAGCUGGAGUAUGAACAACUUCUCAAUAUCAAAAUACUUUUAGAAAAAGAAAUAGAAACCUAUUGCAAAUUAAUGGAUGGUGAAGAAAGCAACAGCAAAAAAACAGGUUACAAAGCCAAAGGAUGUGGGCCUGUGAACUCUGAAAGCCAAAUCGAAGACUCAAAAGAAGAAAUUGUUGUCAAAACAGUGGUUGAGGAACUAGAUCAACUUGGCAACGUCCUUUCACUGAGGGUCCACUCUAUUGAAGAAAAAUCCUCUAAAAUAAGCAACAUUACAAUGGAACAACGAGUACCUUCUAAAGCACCACAGUGA